ACAGCACAAAAACUAAAGAGCUGAAAUACUAUGUAAAACUUUAUAAUUUAAAUAUAGAAAAGCAAUAUUGAUUGACUUAACGUUACUACUUUUUUAUGGUAACUGAUGUUGCAUGCCGGCACGGAUCGUCACCCUCGCUAGGGAAGGUGGUUGCAUGCUUCCUGUCCUAUCAGGAGAGCGAUUGCUUCUGUCGAGGUCGAAUGGGUAAAGUCGGCAACUCUACGCUAAAGAAAACAAAAUAUGAACCCAGUCUUUGUUUUAAUGUUAAUCAUAAAAAAAAUAUCCAGGCAUUUAACUAUUGAGGACACAUUAUGAAGUUUUACACAUGUGAGGUGCAUGCAUAAGAGAUUGGCCCAAAAGAAAACAUGCCAUUUCAACAACAUACCAUUUACUUCUUCGUCGUUAUAGUGACUUCAGUUCUUGUUUCUGUUUUUUGGAUAAAUUUACUUUCUGAAUUUAAAAUGGAUUUUAUUUCAUUCGGAAUUACAAAUACGAGUAAACAAAAAAAUUUGAUUGUGCCUAAAAAAGAAGUUGUCAUAUCAAAAGAAAAUUUAACGUUUGAUAUAUUGAUUUAUAAUGGGCCAUAUCUAAAGCCAUACGUAGAACCUUUCCGAAAAAAGAAGUGUCCGUCAGUAACAAACUGCAUCGUUACUGACAAUGUAAAGGACAUUAAUAACAGCCAUGCUGUUAUAUUUACUCACACGAGUUUACCUGGAAAGCCACCAUAUAAAGCUUCCAAUCAAUUUUGGAUAUUCCAUUCUUUGGAAACCGUGCAUUACACCCACAAACCACCGAAACAUUGGGAUGACAAGUUUGAUUACACGAUGUCUUUUCGAAGGCACUCAGAAGUACUUAGAUCUUAUGGGAAAAUUGUUCGCCGUGAAAAGGAAUUAAAAAGAAACUACAGCGAAGUGUAUCGAAAGAAAAAGUUUGGGGCAGUGUGGAUGUCGGGCCAUUGCCCUGUUCCUUCAAAGCGGAAAGCGUUAGCACAGGAGUUGGGAAAAUAUAUGCAUGUUGACCUCUUUGGCUCGUGUGGUACACGUCCUUGUGGAAUCAGAACCCCUUCUUUAAGUGAUUGUUUGAAAAAUGUGUCUCGAGAUUAUAAAUUUUACUUUUCGUUUGAAAAUACAAUAUGUCCUGACUAUACCACUGAGAAGUUAUUCAAUUUGUUUUUGUAUGACCUUGAAAUCGUUCCCGUAGUGAAUGGACCUGCCAAUGCAGCAGAGUAUAUACCAAAUGGAACAUUUAUCAAUUAUCAAGAUUUUCCAUCGGCGGCAGAACUUGCUAAAAAGUUGCUAGAAAUUGGAUCGAAUGAGGAAAAUUACACGAAAUACCUCAAAGAGAAAGAUAAAUACCACGAUAUUGGCAAUGGCGGAGUCUUUGAUCUUGCAAUGUGUCAGUUGUGUAAUAAACUUGCGACUAAUCCGACCAAAAAUUCUCUAAAUUACUGGACAUCGUUGAUGAAGAAUAAAUGUUGAAAUAGCUUUAUUUUCAUGAUUUGAUUUAAGAAAUGAAGAUUAUAAGUUUUCUAUUGAUCGACGUAUCAAAGAAAAAAUUGACCGGAAAACUUCAUCAAUGUAGCAAAACUUCAUCAAUGUAGCGCAUUGAUGAAGUUUUCCGGUCAAUUUUUUCUUUGAUACGUCGAUCAAUAGAAAAAUUAUUAUCUUCAUUUCUUAUCAUUUAAUAAAACAUUUUCAAGUCAUAAAACGUGAAGUGUCAUUGAUAAAAAAUGUAAAUAAUUUAAAUGAAGCGGCACGUAUGAAUACAAAACAACAACAUCAACAAUAUUCAAAAUGGAUGCGCCUUCAGGUAAUGCAGAGCUAUUGAGCUGAAUUUAAUGGAUUAAACACAAAUAGUGAGUCAAAAUCUGAACCGGCUGAAUUGAAAACGAAAGGAAAAUACAUGCGAUAGCUUGUGAUGUUAUUCAAUUUGCAGAAAGAUUCGUUAAAACUGGUUUUCAUGUGAGAUCGCUGGAAUAUGCAACUGGGAAUAACAUUGCAAGGAGAGGCGAUCGUGAACGAAAAUGGUUGAUAUGUCGACAAAGAAUAAUAUGUAUAAGCGACUUUUCUAAACGUUGUGAUAACUAGAUAGCCAGUGAUGUACUUAAAUCAGUAAAUGGUAUAUCUGCCGCUUGGAAUGCGCCGCAGGAGUUGAUGCAUUACUCAUAGCUUUGCUUUACGAUGCUUUUUCUGAUGACCUAUCAUGUACAUGUGUAAAUUUAAAAAUCAUCGUUACCAAAUUUGAACAGCAGUGUUGCCGUGAAAUUGUAUAGGCCUAUAUGUUUGUAUAAUUAUUCUGGAAAAGGAACAGCCAGCUUCGCAGUAAUGUUGAUUGAUCUCAAGCAGACGAAAUCGUGACAAGACGCUUACAGUACCGAUCAGACCCAACCUAACAGAAAGUAAACACAAACUAAAUCCUGGGUUUACUUUCUGUGUUUACUUCGGGUUUACUAGAGUGGCUCCAGAGUAAACCCAAGUAAACCCAGAGUGGACACAGAGAGUAAACCCAGUCAGAAGAAUACCCCUGAAAGCAGACACUAACUGUGUAUGCGGAAUAUACAAAGGGUAGGAAUUACAGGCAGUAGGAUGGUAAGAUAAAAUACUAGUCUGCUUCACACCUCAGUGCAUACAGUUGACCUCAAAAGCAAAAUCAAAGAACAUUGUAAACCCAAAGUAAACCCCGAGUAAACCCAAAGUAAACCCCGAGUGGACCAAAAUUUUCAAAAAGUAAACCCAGAUUAAACCCAAAAAGUAAACCCGGGGUUUUGUUGGGUUUUACUCUAAUGUUAGGUUGGGUCUGAUCGGUACUGUAAUUUUCUCUUUCGUGAAUCAAAUAAUGUGUUUUGUUUAUUUUUGAAGGUUAAACUUUCAAAUUUUUAUGUUUAUAAAGUUGUAUUUUGUUUGCUGACAAUAAAACAGACACAACUUUA
Molecule: messenger RNA, 2929 nt
Organism: Magallana angulata
Lineage: Eukaryota; Metazoa; Mollusca; Bivalvia; Ostreida; Ostreidae
Product: glycoprotein 3-alpha-L-fucosyltransferase A-like
Exons: 2
Coding region: 366-1478 (370 amino acids)
Cellular component (GO): membrane
Molecular function (GO): alpha-(1->3)-fucosyltransferase activity
Source: RefSeq, a predicted model, not a curated record